CACAUACACACGCGCACAAACCCGCGCUCGCGCGCGCGCACACACUCCAGGGUCUCCGCUCACCCGUGGGCUCGCGGCGGCUCGGGUCCGCGCGUGUCAAGCCGAAUCAGAUCCGCACCACCGCUUCGGCCGCCUCGCUUCGGGUGCGUUUUUUUUUUUUUUUUUUUUUUUUUUUUCGUCAAUAUUUUAUCAGCCCGCAUUCGGCCAUCUCCAUGGCUACGUCGGGCGCGCUGGAGGGAUGCGCGCUGCAGCGGGGCCGAUCGCAGAGUGACCCCAGCAUCCUCACGGACACCGGCGUGGAGCACGCGCGCCGCACAGAUGUGAUGGACCAGCAGAGGGCGCUGCACUCCGGCUGCCUGGUGAGCGGCGCGCGCACGCCGCCCGCGCGCCGCAGCAGCAAACUGGCCACUCUGGGCCGCAUCUUCCGGCCCUGGAAGUGGAGGAAAAAGAAAACGGAGAAGCUGAAGCAAAGCUCCACAGAUUCCGCACUGGCCUGCGGGGGGAGCCCUGAGGAGCCCAGCACCCCAACCAAGGAGCUCUCGGACGGAGAGGAGAGGGAGGAAGAGCUCCCCAUCCCCCUGCUUAACCCCAGUGCCCGAGAGGACCAGGGAUCCAGCGAGGAAAACCAUUCUACAGCGUGCGAGUCGGAGGACGGUGAGACCGGAGCUGAUCAAGACCCGGAUGCAGGGCAAGAAGGGGAGCAGCAAGAGGAGUCGGUCCCCCCUGGGAGUCCCGUCGGUGCGGCUGUCACCCAGGAGGGGGCGGAAGAGUGUGAGGGAGACCCCGGCAGCGGGGAGCCCAGCCCCCCUUCCCCGCCUGCUCUGCCAGUCAAACUGCUCAGCCGGCUGGGCAGCGUGGAGGGUUCGCAAGGGGAUACUGGUGUGACCUCCCCCUCCUCCCUGCAAAGGAACAGCAUCCUCCCGAAGGAGACUCCGUGGGGCCCCGAUGCGGUGCGGGGCCAGAGCUCUACACCCACCGGUUCUCCCCACUUGGGCAUCCUGCACCCGCAGCUGCCCCCUAGCUGCAUCAUCGAGGAACUGCACCGAGCCCUGGCCUCCAAACACCGCCAGGACAGCUUCCAUGGGCGCGAAGUACGCUUGUCCCCCAAGCGCCGCUCUGACGGGCGACUCUCCCGGACCUCCAGCGCGGAGAAGGAGUCGGGCGGCGACGCGGAAACCAAGAAGGAGGCGGAUGAGAACAAGGAGAACGUGCGUCUGGACGAGUUCUACAGCGACGCCUCUGGGCUGCUGCACGACCAGGACAGCUGGAACGAGUCGGUGAUCUCGGGAACGUUGCCGCGCAGGAUGAGGAAGGAGCUUCUGGCCGUUAAGCUGAGGAACCGACCUAGUAAGCAGGAGCUGGAGGACCGAAACAUCUUCCCCACCCGCAGCGACCAGGAGCGCCAGGAGAUCCGCCAGCAGAUUGAGAUGAAACUCGCAAAGAGGCUGAGCCAGAGGCCGGGGGUCGAGGAGCUCGAGAGCCGCAACAUCCUCAAACAGCGCAACGACCAAACGGAGCAGGAGGAGCGGCGGGAAAUUAAACAGCGGCUCAAUCGAAAGCUCAAUCAGCGCCCCACAGUGGACGAGCUGCGCGACAGGAAGAUCCUCAUCCGCUUCAGCGACUACGUCGAGGUGGCCAAAGCUCAGGAUUACGACCGGCGUGCCGACAAGCCCUGGACGCGGCUCUCGGCAGCUGACAAGGCGGCGAUACGGAAAGAGCUCAAUGAAUUCAAAAGCAACGAGAUGGAGGUUCACGCAUCGAGCAAACACCUGACAAGGUUCCACAGGCCGUAGCAGCGUUUCUUCCGUGAAGAGUUGCUCGAUCCGGGUCCUGCCGGCGAAGACCUCGAGGGGGAUUCUUCCGGGAGCCCCGCCCUCGGUCCGUGGGUGUCCUGAUAUUUGGGCGCAGUGAACCUCGGAGGCUAUGUCUCCACGUUGGGGGUGCCGCCCGGCAGGAAGUGGCGCCGCCGGGAGCCGGACAACCUGCUCAGACAGAGGUCUCCGGAAAUUUCCGAGGAGUGCUCGGCAGAGGUCCUGGUUGCUCUUUGUUUCCAGGACCAUUUUUUCUACGGACUCUUUUGGAAAAAAAAUCAGAAAGAAAGACUGUCUUUGCAUAUCUGGGGAAGGGAGGUGGGAGGGAGGGUGGCGGGGGUUCGUGCAUGUUGACCGGCUUUACCUUUCCUACCACGUAAGCGUCUGUCCUCGCGCCAGCAUUGUGGACUCACUGCUCUCGUACUG
Messenger RNA from Scleropages formosus (Asian bonytongue), 2237 nucleotides. It is a transcript of the gene phactr3b, whose product is annotated as phosphatase and actin regulator 3b. The transcript has 12 exons. Gene Ontology annotation, biological process: actin cytoskeleton organization. Gene Ontology annotation, molecular function: actin binding. NCBI's taxonomy places the organism in Eukaryota, Metazoa, Chordata, Actinopteri, Osteoglossiformes, Osteoglossidae. The record is from RefSeq and is a predicted model, not a curated record. Bases 213 to 1793 code for a protein of 526 amino acids.